GCAGAACACAAAACGAGCAGCUGUGUCGUCACAUCCGCAAAUUUGUAACAUGGAUCCAGGCGGUUUGAAGCUCAAUUUCUGGGAGAAUGGGCCAAAACCCGGACAAUUUUAUUCAUUUCCAGGCAGCAGUUUAGCCCCAGGAUGCGGACCUAUCAAACACACUCUGUAAGUAAAUCCUUUUGAGUGGAGAUCCCUAAUAAUGUCAUCCCACUUUCGAUUUCCUCUAUACACUGCAGUGCUGUAUCAUCAUGGUGGAGUUAGCCGAAGUAGUUAGCUAGUUAUGUUAGCUCACUGACUACUGCACUGUUAUUUAGUUGGGCUACUAGCUAGUUAGCUAUCUAGUUAAACUUAAUCUGUCCUCGCGCUUUCUUAUUCUAUUUCCAACAAAUUGACUGACGUGCAAAUUGCCCAUCUAUGCCUUGCAAGUUAUCUACCUAAUCAUGUUGUGUUUAUGGUAGCUAAUGCUAGUAUGACAUGGCAGUGAGGUAGCUAUCUAGUUAACAAAACUCACUAUAAUAAAGAAUGCUGUAGAAUCAUAGAAGCAUAUUAUGUAGCUAGUCCUACUCCCGCCAUAUAUAAUGUUUAUAUAUGCGCGUGCAUGAGUCUGCAUGUAUGAGUCUAAAUGGACGUUCAGCAUGCAUCCCUCUGUAUUACAUUUUUAGUGUAACGUUAGCUAAUAAGACUUACCCAUGACAAACUUUCUACAUUUUUCUUUCCCUAAACUCUAGAAACCCCAUGGUGACGGGAACAUCAGUGCUGGGAGUGAAGUUUACAGGUGGAGUCAUCAUCGCAGCUGACAUGCUGGGCUCCUAUGGUUCCCUGGCACGUUUCCGUAACAUCUCUCGCCUCAUGAAGGUGAAUGACAGCACCAUCCUGGGAGCUUCCGGCGACUACGCAGACUACCAGUACAUGAAGCAGAUAAUCGAACAGAUGGUGUAAGUUUGAGGUUUCUUUCAGAAAAAUCUGAUAUGCUGUCUUGGUCCUUUAUGCUGAAUAUUUCCAUUGAUAAUGGUAUAAAAAAUAUGUUUGUUUGAUCCAUUUAUUUAAUUUUAUUGUAGACUCUUGUUGGUUAAAAGGCACAUACACAGCAAAUAGAGUAGUUCAUAAUAUAGUAGCAUUCAUAAUAAUAGUGUGGUUUUAGAAAGGAGAAACAGUGAGAGAUGCCCUCGGCUUUGUAUGCUUAACUCAGAGACAUUGGCAUACAGAGGCGUUUGCAUAUGCUAGUGUCAACAUUUGUUUAUAUGCAGAUAUUAUCCAUUGACAGAGAAGUAUAUGAAUAUACACUACAUGGGAGUAAAUAAAUAAGGAAUGAGGCUGCGUUAAAUGAGGAACUCUAACUUUUUCCCCCAAUCAGUCAAUUGAAAGUGGCUUGGAUGAGGUCUUUACUAGAAGGGAAUACAUUUCAGAUGCAAGACCUCUUUUUCCAAGUAGUACCUUAUGAAAGGGGUGACGACUGUUAAGCUUAGUUUCCCAAGGUACCCCAUAAGCACUCCUAGCAAAACAUAAUUGUAAGUAGAAAAAUAACGAAGUGCCAGGCAGGUUGUGCUUUUGUUGGAUGUCUUGGAAUGCGCAGAGACCGUCAUCCCCAAAAAUGUCUGUACGUGUUUUAUUCUUGUUUUUUUGUUCUUCCAGAUACAUUUGGAGAUUAAGGAGUUAAUUUUCUUCCAGUAGCCAAUCAGGUGGUGCUACAGGGAGCAUUGAACUGAGAAAAUGUAUUAGUGGAAGGAUGUUCAUUUUAACCAUUGAAACAUGCGAUGGAAAUUAAUUAAUCUGUCCAUGUUUUUUUACAUCUUUAAGGACUUUGAUAAAAUUAUUAUUAUUUAAAAUAUUUCGCAAGGAGGGAUACAUUUGGACACCCAGAUAUCUAAAAUGCUGGACCACUGGGAUAUUUAAAGGAAUAGAUGACUCUAGUCUAUUGUUCAGUGGUAGUAAUGCAGACUUCCCCCAAUUGAUAUUGUAUCCUGCAAUUUUGCUAAAAGCCUUGGAAGAUAUCUAAAAGGUGGGGAAAAGAGUGAGAAACAAUCUAGAAGAAUAACAUGUCAUCAGUAUAGAGAUGUGAUGUUUGGUGCCAUAGAUUGUAAUAGGAUCAUAGCAGACUAACUAGGGGUUCGAGAGAUAAGGCAAAUUACAAUGAAGACAUCCUUGGCGUGCACUUCUGGAGAUGGAAAACUAACUGGAGCCGAUGUUUCCAGUUAGAACAAUUGCAGAUGAAUUGAAGUAUAGGGUCUGGAUCAUUGAUGCAAAGUAUAAUAAUGGGUUUUAAGGAGUUUGGGGGGGUCGCUUUGUUUUGAAUGGUUUCUGGCAUUAAGGAAUAAUUUCCCUUAACUUGGGGUGCUGAAACCUUUGCUUGGUUAUCUCCCUGAGGACCACCAGUUAUCAGGUCUGUGUGUUUGCGUCCCAGGAUCGACGAGGAGCUCCUGGGUGACGGUCACAGCUACAGCCCCAAAGCCAUUCACUCCUGGUUGACACGGGUAAUGUACAACCGCCGCAGCAAGAUGAACCCACUGUGGAACACUGUGGUCGUCGGUGGAUUCUACAAUGGCGAGAGGUGGGAUGAGUUUUCAGCGUCUUUGUCCUUAUCAGAAGUCAUGCCAAGAAGUGGAACUCUUGAAAUUGAUUAGAAAUGUAGGAGUGCCGUUUACAAUGUUGUCAUGUUCGAUCGAAUAGUUUAACCAUGACCGUGUUUUAAACCAUAACCCUGGUUAGUUUUUGCCUUUAACAAACCUCAUACCAUGGUCUUGAUGUUAACAUCAAACUGACUUCAGACAUGCAGCUAUAAAUAUAUUGUAACUAGCUACAUCAAAUUAAAUGCAUAACUUGUCAUCUUGUAUUUCUCUAGCUUCCUGGGCUACGUGGACAAGCUGGGUGUGGCCUAUGAGGCACCUACAGUGGCGACAGGGUUUGGUGCUUACCUGGCCCAGGUGAGGACAAAUGAGCUAAUGAACACAUAAGGGGACUGCUACUGAGAGGCAGUAAUACAUUCUAAACUAUGAAACGUGUAGAAAUGGAAAGAUAAGAUGCCAUAGUUUCUAUUCGCAUGAUUGGCUAAAGUUGGCAUUUAUUUUUCAAGUCGUCAAGCUACACUUGUUCAUAUAGAAAUAGUGGCAACCCCUUCAGGGACAAGAAACUGAAUGAGUAUAAUUGGAAGUAAUCUGUACUGCAUGAUGCGUCUGCAUCAAAUUCUGAUGUUACUUCAUGGUAAUACUGUACGUAAAAAUGAAUGUUCCACAGUUGGAGUUCUACACGGACUCUUGCGGUAUGUAUGGGUUUGUUUAGUGUGUAAGGUUAUUCUAUGUGUCCAUGCAGCCCCUGAUGAGGGAGGUGGUGGAGAACAAGGUGGAGAUCACUAAGGAUGAGGCGCGGGCGCUGAUUGAGCGCUGCCUUAAAGUGCUGUACUAUCGCGAUGCUCGCUCCUACAACAGGGUGAGUCGUUAGUCUCAGAACACUCCUGAAUUUUUAUGAGAUUUCAUUUUCGAAAGCACAUAGGGAAUGUUUCUGUUUUGAAGCUACCAGUCUCGUAGCUAUUGUGAAAAAUGACUGAUGUUUGUCUGUUUUUAGCAUGAGAUUGCCAUUGUGACAGAAGAAGGUGUGGAGAUUACUGGCCCCAUGUCCUGUGAGACCAACUGGGAAAUUGCCCACAUGGUCAGGUAGGUUAUAGCCACAUGACUCAUUUUGACUGUCCAGUCAGAAGUGUCCAACAACAAGAUCCAUCAAGUUGGCAUGUUUAGUGUACUUGUGUGUAGUAUAUCACUUGAGGAAUAUUCUGUUUUAAAGCUGCUGUCAUAUGUCCUAAAUUGAUCAUAGCAUUUAAUUGAAAAGAUACAUUGUAGAGCUUGUGGAAUAUUUCACACAGCAUGUGCCUGUAUCUUAUGUGAUAUGACAAUGUAAUAAGGAUGUCAUUUUCUUUUAUUUUUCAGUGGGUUUGAAUGAGGAUGAUGUUGGCGAUUCAGGACUGUACGUUAAGCCACACUAUUGGUCUGUUCCAUGACAUUCUAAAAUGUUACUGCUUUGAUAAGACUGCUAUGUAACCAAUUUAAUUUUUCCCCUUUUGUAAUAUGAAAAAAAUGUCAACUUCUGAAUGGUUGAGUUAUUUAAACUUGAAUGACAGUCAGGCUUAAAAUAAAUAUCUGGUGAAGUUCUGAGAUUCUAUUCAUAUACUGUAAUUGGAAAGGUCCACACACAAGCAGAGAUGAGGGCAAAUGUUAUUGGGAGGAAAAAUGACACUUAAACACUUUUUCUUUAUAUACCAACAUCAAAAAGUGGUAAAAGAGGACCCUGUGUCAAAAGCAGAUCUUGUCUGCUUCCAUGUUAAUCACAAAUUAUUUUUGGUUCAACCAUACAGAACUGCACCUGACUAUGCUGUUAGUACCACAAAGGAAAACCCACCAUUAAAGGAGGCCUGACACUUUAUUUCUUAUUUAAAAAUGGAGACUCAUUCAGGUGAUAAGGAAAAUAAAAAUAUGUAAAUAACCUCCCGAGUGGUGCAGUGGUCUA
This is a messenger RNA of Coregonus sp. 'balchen', 4494 nucleotides long. Lineage: Eukaryota; Metazoa; Chordata; Actinopteri; Salmoniformes; Salmonidae. The record is from the annotation of a GenBank genome assembly.